Molecule: messenger RNA, 327 nt
Organism: Podospora anserina S mat+
Lineage: Eukaryota; Fungi; Ascomycota; Sordariomycetes; Sordariales; Podosporaceae
Exons: 2
Coding region: 1-327 (108 amino acids)
Cellular component (GO): extracellular region
Source: RefSeq, a predicted model, not a curated record
AUGCAGUUCUCCAGCCUCAUCACCAUCCUCACCGUCGCCAUGACCGCCGCUGCUCUCCCCGCAGCUGACGUCGCCAACAAUAAUGUUGUCGUUGCCCGCACUGGCGGCGGUGACGGCAGUGGCACCCCCGUCAACCAGUGCUCCGUCAACAACGAGAAGCCCUUCUGCUGCAACCCCGCCCCCAUCCUCGGCAUCCCGAUCGGCUUCCUUAGCUGCGUCCUCGGCGUCAUUGGCGGUACCUGCUCCGGUGUUGUCAAGUGCUGCAACGUUGACGCUCCUGCCUCUGGCUCCAUCACCCUCAACGUCCUCACCUGCGGCAUCUUGUAA